Molecule: messenger RNA, 844 nt
Organism: Puccinia graminis f. sp. tritici CRL 75-36-700-3
Lineage: Eukaryota; Fungi; Basidiomycota; Pucciniomycetes; Pucciniales; Pucciniaceae
Exons: 6
Coding region: 142-672 (176 amino acids)
Source: RefSeq, a predicted model, not a curated record
GAAGUCUGAGUCUGGGUCUGGGUAAGAUAACGAGACCCUUUUGGUUUCCGUUCGACUCUACAAGUAACACAUCCUCACUGCAGGUAUUCUAAACGCCUUUCCCAUAAGAGAGAUAUCCGCUUUUAUCUUGCCUUCUUUCUGAUGGACGAGCCCAAGGUUGAGAUUAGCGACGUGAUUCGCGAGACCAUCCAGUCUGAUGACCCCAACGUGACUAUCGCAAACCUCGAAAAGUAUUUCACCGAAGACGCCCACCUCCAUUUCUCGAUCUUCAAGCAACCUCAUGUCGCCCGAGGCCGUCAAUACCUCAAAGGGAUCUAUAAACUCUUUCGACUGGUCACCAUCAACAAUAAGGUCGAAAUCCAUUCAGUGAUGUUUAGUCAGGAUGGAUUGUUGGGAGCAAUAGAAUGCACUCAAAGUGGACAACUUCGACUUUGGUCAAUAAAGUCUACGUUCAAAUUUUCGUGUAUCCUUCGACUAGACUUGCGCAAGAAUCGGAAAGGAAAGUACCGGAUUCGACGUCAACGAUACGAUCUGUCGACAGAAGCAGAUGGUUCUCGGUGGCCCUUGCCGCCCGGAGUGGGCUUCAUGGUCGAUCUUCUUUCCUGUUUGAUGGCCUGGCUCAUGGCUCUCUUGGGGCAGUUCCUUGCUCACCGAGGCUUACUCAACCUCUGAAGAGACUCAAUCUCCCUUGAUUUGUCAUUUUAGAACACGGAGUUUCAAAAAAAAAAAACAGUCAUGAUGAUCAUCAAGAGCCGAAGAUUCACAUAUCAUUCUAAUUAAUUAAUGAGUAGAUCCCUUCCUGCUCUGGCUUUCUAAGUUUACAAAUAAGAGAGUGGUAACUGGC